Messenger RNA from Durotheca rogersii, 3142 nucleotides. RefSeq lists its product as uncharacterized. The coding region runs from base 382 to 2568 and encodes 728 amino acids. Lineage: Eukaryota; Fungi; Ascomycota; Sordariomycetes; Xylariales; Xylariaceae. Gene Ontology annotation, molecular function: RNA polymerase II cis-regulatory region sequence-specific DNA binding; DNA-binding transcription factor activity, RNA polymerase II-specific. The transcript is spliced from 2 exons. Gene Ontology annotation, biological process: regulation of DNA-templated transcription. The record is from RefSeq and is a predicted model, not a curated record.
UUUAGUUUGCCUCCCCCUCGUUGCCUCUGUCUCCGCGGACCCGUCCGUACUCCAACAGAGCUGUUCGUCCGGCCACCCGUCUAAAUCUAAAUCUAAAUCUAGAACCUCUAGACAAUUUCCCUACUCCAUUCUUGGGCCAAGACUCCCCCCUUGCCGACGGCCAGGUUUGGGUAGAGUAGAACGAUAACGACCGAGUACCACCAUAUUUGGCUUGGUCGCGUUGGGUACGGGGAAAAGCAGUAUCCUGGAACGGGUCAGACUCGCCUAACGAGCACAGCCCCUAAAAAGCGUCUCCGGGGCUGCGCCACCCGUCAGGCAGAUUCCGAGAUCAGUCAACCUCGCCAACUUGGGAUUUCUAAAGACAGAAACAACGUACGCGCUAUGGAUCAACAAGCUGUCCAACCCGCGGGUCCGGCUCGCGGCCGCUCACCAUCCGCUGGUCAUCAGCAACCUCAUAUAAGAAAUAGUCAUUCUCCUUCGCCUCAACCAUAUCGAUCCCCGGAGCCAUCGAUCGGUCUCGGCAUUGGUAUCAACGCCGCAUCAGCAGCACCAGCAGCUAGCCCCCAAUUCACCUCCCCCGACUUCAACACCUACGAUAAUAACAGCGGCAACGCCCCAUUCUUGAGCCCGUCGCAAUCGCAGCCCUUCGAUCAGCAGGCUGUCGUCGACCAGGCCUCAUUCAACCCGAAUCAGGACUUCGCCCAAGCCCUCUCGUCGCAGCCUCAAGCCUCGUUCACCCAGGACCUCCUCGGUAUCGACUUCGGCGGCGGAAGCGACUUCUCGCUCUUUCCACCGUCCGCCCCUGGGGACCAGUUCAACACGGCGCCCUUGUUUGGCGAUCUUUCGCAACCCGAAGCGCAAGUUCUGAAUCCCAACGAUCUCACCAACAUGACAUCCCCGCAGACACACCACUCUCCCACUCCGCCCCAUCUCCUAAAGCCUGAUCCCGGCUCCGCCCACCAGUCGCCAUCCUUUAACCAGCAUCAAUUCUCCUCUCCGCCGGGCCGCCACUCUAGACAUACCUCACUCGGCCCGGAAGCGGCCCUGUUGCCGGGACAAUUUGACUGGAGCCAGGCACCUCAAUUCCAAGGCCACCGCAGGACGCCGUCUGAGUACUCUGAUGUAUCUUCGGCCGCUGCGUCCCCAAAUUUGACAGGCCGCGACAGUUUCGAGCACACGGAGCAUGGCCAUUCUCCCAUGCAACGGCCCACGGAUGGGUUCUACGACGGGGUUGUUGACUUGGGCAAUUUUAGUAUAUCGGAUCACAACCAGAACAGCCGUAGUCCGUCACACAGUCCGGCCAUAUCCCCUAGACUGCUCCCUCAGCAGUUGUCUGACGGUGGACAGCCGAGCCAGGGCGUAUUGUUAAAUGCUGGAUACCCAAACGCUCCUACGAUGAGCUACCCUAUGCAGACCUCGGAGCAAUUUCCGACUCUAUCCCAAGAGGCGCCGAUAGAUCCAACUAUCGCGCAAUCGAUGGCCCCCCCUUCGAUCAACAUCGACUUUGCCCCCAACUCGAGGCAGAAUACCUUUGAAUUGCCGAAGCCGCCCAUGGACGCGCAGUCCUUGACGCCACCCGAUAGAGGCCGCCCCCGAUCCCGUCCGCGAGCGGUCACGGAUCCGUUCAACAGCGGAGGGGCCGUCCUCUCGCGACCGAAUACCCCUGGAAGUCUAUCGCCACACCUCGGCGACGACCUAGCUAACCGUAGCCGUUCCGGAUCCGAGUCGUCUUCGCGAUCACUGUCGCCUAAUGACAGGUCCGGCAGUGCAAAUGCCGUUUCGAGGAGACGUCAGUCUAUGUCGGCAGUCCCCAACAAUGUGAUUGCGCUUCGGCUAGCAGACCCGGAGUACCAAGCUGCGCAGGACAACGGCACCACCAAGAGGGUCCAGAAGCAUCCUGCCACAUUCCAGUGUACCCUCUGCCCUAAGCGCUUUACCCGAGCGUAUAACCUAAGAUCCCAUUUGCGUACACAUACCGACGAGCGGCCUUUCGUAUGCACCGUCUGUGGGAAGGCAUUUGCGAGGCAGCACGACAGGAAACGUCACGAAGGCCUUCACUCGGGCGAAAAGAAGUUCGUCUGCAGGGGCGACCUAAAGGCGGGCGGCCAGUGGGGCUGCGGUAGACGGUUUGCCCGAGCGGAUGCACUGGGACGCCAUUUCCGAUCUGAGGCAGGCCGCAUAUGCAUCAAGCCCUUGCUGGAUGAAGAAAUGAUCGAGAGACAGAGGAUGUGGCAGGAGCAGCGGAUACAAAACAUGGCUCAAAACAUGGCUCAACAGCAAGCAGCCAUGGAUCCCACCGUCUAUCCGGGGAUGGAUGCUGGCGGCUACGCCUUACCUGCGGCUUUACUGGCGCAGUACCCGGCGCUGGCGCAGAUGAACUGGGGACAAAACGACCUCGGCAAUGUCGAAGACGAAAUCAGCGGCCGCCCCGGUUUCGACAACUCCGACUACGACGAUGGCGAGGAGACAGGCUACGUCAGCGGUCCAGGGACGGGCUUUGGCGAAGGCGGCAUGCAGCAGAAUUUUGGCGAGCACAUCGGUUACUCCAGCGAUUACGGCGGCCGGUAGUUACGCCCCGGGUUUGGAAGACUAACUGAUACUGUAUACAUCGGAGUGGACCGGCCACUUCCUCACGGUGGUAAGGGACUAAUACAUCGUGUUAGGCGAUGCUUAGCGGUUUGACUUUUUCCCAUCUAUUGCUGCCUCUUUUUCGUUCUGUGCCGAGGCGACUACCCCUUUUUAGAUAGCAUGAUAGAUACCAAAUCGGAGUUCUAUGUCUUUUCUGCGUCGGCUUUGCGAAUUGGUGGAUCGGAUCGGGUCGGAUCGGUUCACCCUUGCGCGGGCGAAUCGGGACUCUUGAUGACCUUUACUAGACGGCUGGGCUAUUAAGGAUUUUGCAGACUCUCAAGUCGGUUGGACUACAAGAUAUAUGCUAUUUUACCGCAAAUAUUAUUUCCUGGCCCAUGUAGCCAAGCCGCCAACCGUGCCUGGUUCUAGUCGCAUGUAUGUAACAGACGGCAUUGUUGAUUAUCAAUCAAUCUGGCUUUGAAAUACAGAUAUAACUAGUGAGGGUGGGGAUUAUCAUCAUGAGACAACUUCCUCUCACAACAGCGUAGUAUGGCAUAUAUUACUUAUUACAUUA